GGGAAGGUCUCAGUAAUUGGGUUGUGAUCUCCCAUCAGAUCUGCUUGCACCUGCAUCAGGGUGCUUGUUGCAGUUGAGUGACCCCGAACCCACCAAUUUCCUCCUCGCCACUCCCAAGUCGAUUAGUGCGUCCCGGGAGUGGACCCGUGCCCGCGGCGGACACUUCAGGAAACCCCGGGGGUUGGGGUAGAGCUCCUUCAUUCCUGACACGGGGGACGGCCACCUUAUCCAUCACCAUCACCAUCACCAUCACCGUGACCCGCUACCAUGGUGUCUCGACGGGCCCCGCUCAUCUUCCAUCUGCCUGUGUUCCUUUGGUAUCUUUUCGUCCUUCACCAGGACACGCUGCUGACCGGCGGAGGGCGCCUCCUCGGUGCCGGCACUUAUGGAGGCCGCUGGAAGUACCUGACCUUCAUCAAUAUGGUCCUGCAGACUACAUUUUUUGGAGUGUGUGUCCUCACAGACCUAGUGUGGCGCCUUUCUCAGUCUGAUAAACGUAUGCAGCGAUUGUCAUUGAGGAUGAGUGCUCUCCAGGACUGGCUGUUCUCAGCUCUAGCCUUUCCCAUUGGCUUUUUUGUCGUUAUGAGUUUCUGGAUUCUUUAUGCCUAUGACCGGGAACUUGUUUACCCAGAGCAACUCGACAAAAUCAUCCCAACCUGGCUGAAUCAUGCAAUGCACACAGUAGUCUUGGUGCUGCUCAUGUUGGAGCUGUUUGUGGUGCAACAUCGCUGGCCCAAUCACAAGGGAUGCCUGGCUGUUCUUGUCACCUUCUGCAGUUCCUAUUUGCUCUGGGUACUUUGGAUUCAGCACAGGUCAUCUAUUUGGGUCUACCCCAUUCUGGAGGUGCUCAGUCCCAUUGGCCUGUGUAUCUUCCUGACAGCAGCUGUCCUUGUAACUGUCUCUUUGUAUGUUGUUGGUGAGAAACUGCAUCGCUGGAGAUGGGGUCUCCCGGAUCAGUGUGGGAAGGAAUCUUGCUACUUUGAUCGAGAUCCGUCACAGGAGUGCAGGUUGAACUCGGCCAGCGAGGCUGCAAAAAGUAUGGAAUCCAUGAGAAAAUCAAAGUGAGGUGGUGACUAUUUGGAUUUGAAUACCGUGAUGGCUGGUGGAAAAAUUGUUGUGGCAUCUUAAUUUUGAGCCCAUGAUCACUUAAUUUAAGGAUCACCAACAGUAGCUGUGUUCACAGUGAAAUAUCCUUUCUUUCUCAGAUAGAUAUAUUUCUGGUUAAUCUCCAAUAAGAUGGAAUUCCAAGAGAAGUACCUAUUAAAUUUAUGUGCAUUGAGUUAUUAAGCCCCCCCCCCCCCCCACCCCAUCCAAGCACCAUCAUCAGACCCAUGAAGGUAGUAGACCAGUGACAUGCAGCUGGUGACGUAAUCAGUAACUGGCAGCCAUUAAGCCUGUGUCAGGCCUCAGCCUCUGCUCGCCUGGUGAUUCUGUCGAGCUGCAAUCUCUGCAGGAGCCUUGCAAUUUUCUACUGAGCUUAUGUGAUAAUGUUAAUCAAAUUUCUAGACCCAUCAACUGGCAGCAGUCGUGCAUUAUACACAACAGGGUAAAGAGCACAUCUCAUCUCUGGAGAAUGUGUGCAUUCUGCUCACACCAGGGCUAUUCCAGCUGAGUCACAGCCUGUUCUAUUCCGAACUCUAAUUCUUCGUACCUGAACUCACUGAGGACCUGGUUAUUGGAAAAAGAAAAACCAGAAUUACUCUUUUGCCCAAAACUCACUCCUAUCCUGGAGACCAGAUUAAGAGGCCAUUUGGCACCUUGAGCAUGUUCUGCCAUUCAGUUUGAUCAUUGGUUGAUUUAUUAAUGACCUUAACUUUCCUGUCUGUGGCCCAAGAUGCUUUACUGCGUUAUGGUCAAAAGUCUGUGUACCUUAGCCUUGAAUAUUUUCAGUGACCCAGCCACCGCUGCUCUGUUGGGGGAGAAAGGUUGAAACAACCGUCAGAGAAGAAAGACCUCUUGAAUAGAAGACUUAUUCUGAAACUGCAUCCCUAGUUCUAGAAUCCUUUUAGCAUCCCUCCUGUCAAGCCUCUUUUUCUUAAAAAUAGCACAUUUCAUUCAUCUAAUCUCCAGUAAGUUUAGGCCAACCUUCGUACUUAGAGAUGAUGGUAUAGUGGUAAUGUUACUGGACAAGUGGAGGCCCAGGCUGCUCUCGGCACGUGGGAUCUGGUGGAAUUGAAAGUUAGUCUCAGUAAUGGUGACCGUGACAACUAUCAUUUAUUGUUGUAAUCACUAAUGUCCUUUUUGGUAAGGAAAUCUGCUGUCCUUACCUGAUCUGGGUCUACAUGUGUUGCCUGACCCACAGCAAUGUAGUUGACUGUUAACUGACCUCUGAAAUGGACCUAGCAAAUCACACAGUUCAAAGGCAGCUAGAUGUGGGAACAAAUACUGGCCUUGUUGACAAUGCUCACAUUGCAUGAAAGAUUAAAGAAAAUAAACUUUUUCGUCUCAGGAUUUCAUGAAACGAAACUUCUCUGAACUGCCUUCAUACCAAGUUUAUCCUUUAAAUAGGAAACCAAAACUGUACACAGUACUCCACGUGUGAUCUAAUCAAUAAUGUGUGCAAUUGUACCAAGACUUCCUGACUUUUGUCCUCAGUUUCCCUUGCAAACAAAGGCCAGGAUUUCAUUUGCCUUCCUUGUUACUUCCCUUGCCUGCCUGCUAGCCUCCAGUGUUUCAUGUGCAAAGACACCCAACGCCCUCUGUACUGCAGCAUUUUGAAUUCUUCGUGACAAAUUGGACAACCUCAUAUUUUCACACAUUCCAUCUGCCAAAUUUUGCCUGCACACUUAACCAUUCUGUGUUCCUUUGUAGACUCUUUGUAUCGUCUUCACAGUUUGCUUUACUACCCAUCUUUGUAACAUCAGCAAAUUUGGCUACAAAUCAUUAAUAUUGAUCAUAAAUAUUAAACACUAGUACAGGUACAUGCAGCAAUACACUAGUUUGCCAAUCUGAUACUGUUCUAUUUUUUCCAACUCACUGUUUCCUGUUAGUUAUCCAGUCCUCUAUCCAAGCUAAUACAUCAGUCCAAUAUCAUGAACUCUUAUCCUGUGCAGUGAUUUUUUUUUUCUGUGGCACCUUAUUGAAAGUCUUUUGAAAAUGAAAAUGCCCUACAUCUACUGGUUCUACUUUAUCUCCCUGCUUAUUGUAUCCUCAAAUAAUAUUAAUAAAUUGUCAAACAUGA
Rhincodon typus (whale shark) is the source of this 3181-nucleotide messenger RNA. RefSeq names its product androgen dependent TFPI regulating protein 1 (gene adtrp1). The transcript is spliced from 7 exons. The record is from RefSeq and is a predicted model, not a curated record. Lineage: Eukaryota; Metazoa; Chordata; Chondrichthyes; Orectolobiformes; Rhincodontidae. Gene Ontology annotation, cellular component: endomembrane system; membrane. The coding region runs from base 268 to 1065 and encodes 265 amino acids.